Messenger RNA from Penicillium antarcticum, 2676 nucleotides. Its product is annotated as putative GTPase activating protein (Gyp5). Bases 1 to 2676 code for a protein of 891 amino acids. The record is from RefSeq and is a predicted model, not a curated record. The transcript has 5 exons. Lineage: Eukaryota; Fungi; Ascomycota; Eurotiomycetes; Eurotiales; Aspergillaceae.
AUGUCUACCAACAACCACAGUCCAACUGAAUACGAAGGGGAGUCAUUCGACAACGCCCUCGAAACUGCCCAAAUCCAGGAGAACCUCAAUGUCGACAUCCCCAAGUCCACCUCCACGCGAUCGUUAACCGACAGUCCACCAAUCGGCACAGUUACAUCUCCGGACACGACGGAGAAACCUCCGUUGUCUUCUGAAUCGCAGGACGAGAAGAAGAACGAGGGUGUCGAUCAGAGUGGCGAGGAGGGCCAAAACGACAACAAGAAGAAUAAUAAGAAGAGGAACAAGAACAAGAAACAGGGGAAGAACAAGGACGAAGCAAUUGAUGGGAAUGAAACCAACGAUGACGCAAACACCGUGACAGAUGAGACCAACGAUGCGGACAUGCCGGAGCAAGAAUCCGGGGUUGCUCAAACCGAGGUCGGAGAGGUAGACAAUCAGGUGGAACGCGAUGAGAUGGCUCCCCAAAAGUCACCUCUACUUACAUCCCACCGACUCUCAACUGCGUCGUCGCUGGACGAAGUCAACCUGAUGAACACCAAGGAAGAUGAAUCGUCAAACAAGGGGCCAAGCUCAGGAGACAAGAUGAACUCCCCGCCGGUACCUCCCAAGGACGACACAGCCCCAAGCUCCGGCUUGAUGGGAUUGUCAGGAAGUCUUCCUUCGCUGCCAUGGGGAGCACCUCCAGUAAACAAGAAUCCUCCUCCCGCACCGCCACCGCCUCCUACUCGCAAGCCCAGCGGCCCAUUUGCAUGGUUCUCUCGAAGCUCGAGCGGACCAAAGGACGUCAAAUCGCCUCAAUCGGCCGCUAGCCGACGAAACACUGCGACAUCCGUAUCGACCCUCGCCAGCAACCUUGAAGGUGGCGACGACGUGUCGAGCGUCGGCUCCAAGAAGCCGAGAAGGAACAGCUUAAAGGAUCAAUUUAAGAUGUUGCGCUUGCGCGAGGAGAACCAUGUGCCCGAAGUCGACGAGACGAGCUUGCGAUCUGGCAGCAUCAGCCAUGCUGGAGCCAGUCCCCCGAUCAUUCGCGAGGAAGGAGAAGACGGCAUCCUAAGCGCUCCAGAAGAGCCUCUAUCAGCAACAUCACCUUCAACACUGCAUCCUCGAAAGGGAUCUGUAUCUGAUGCUUCUACACCGGUCGAUUGGGAGAUGUGGCAGCAGCUCGUGAACAACGGAGCUCAAGCACUCGCCAGCUCCGAGGAAUUGAAUGCAGCCAUCAAGCGUGGUAUCCCACAAACGAUUCGAGGAGUGAUUUGGCAGAUUUUGGCCGAUUGCCAGCCCGCCGAAUUGGAGGAUGUGUACCGAGAGCUUGUGGGACGGGGAACAACACAAGAUAAGGACGGACGAACAUUAACAGGCGCCGAAACCACGUCCUCGCGUUCGUCAGUUCGCUCUGAGUCUGGGUCACGGUCGAGCAGCGCUGCUCCUAGCCCAUCCCACGAAGCGGACCCUGAUAAAAUGGCCAAGGACCAGGCUGCCAGCGAGGCCGAGCGAGCCAAGAAGGCCAAGAGCGACGUCGUUGCCUUGCAGAAGCUAGAAAAGGCCAUUCGGCGGGAUCUGGGUGCUCGCACAAGCUAUGCGAAGUAUUUCGUGUCGCAGGGUAGUCAGGAGGGUCUCUUUGGGUUGUGCAAGGCGUACGCUUUGUAUGAUGAAGGUGUUGGAUAUGCGCAAGGCAUGAACUUUAUUGCUAUGCCCUUGUUGUUCAACAUGGACGAGGUUGAUGCCUUUGCAAUGCUCGUAAAGCUGAUGAAUAAGUACUCUCUGCGAGAUAUGUUCAUUCAGGAUAUGCCCGGGCUUCACCGUAGCCUGUACCAAUUCGAGCGACUCUUGGAAGACCUGGAGCCUGCUCUUUACUGCCACCUCCGGCGCCGCGGAGUACCUCCCCAGCUCUAUGCCACGCAAUGGUUCUUGACGCUGUUCGCCUACCGAUUCCCACUGCAGCUGGUUCUCCGCAUCUACGAUUUGAUCUUUGAAGAAGGGCUGGAAAGCACAAUCCUCAAGUUCGGCAUUGCAAUCAUGAAGCGAAAUGCCGAGACUCUCCUCGAGAUGAAGGAUAUGAGUGUGCUCACUACAUUUUUGAAAGAGCGUCUCUUCGACGCAUACCUUGACAAACAGCCAUCUACCUCAUCGAUCCUGGAAUCAGGCUUCUUCGGCAGUUCCGGUGCUGCUGACAAGGAGGUCUACCGGUCCGAUAUCCUGAUGCUUGCCACAUACACUAUCGAAUGGGAAGAGAAGACACGCACCGAAAAGGAACGUGAAGUCGAGCUUGAACAUCUCCGACACACAGUCAGCACACAAGGCGCACGUGUCCGACUCCUGGAAGAACGCGCCGAAGCAUCUGAUAAGGAACAUGUGCAGCUAGCCUCGGAGCUGGUGCACGUCAAGGUAGAAAACGAGGAGCUGCGCGACCUCACUGAUGCCUUGAAGCUACAAGUCGGCGAGCUCAAGAACGUGGUCGACAAACAGCCCGCCGAAGUGGAGGAGAAACUCCGGAUGGAAAUGGAGCGGAUCAUGAAGCGCAACAUCGAAGUGCAAAACGAGAACCGCGCUAUGGAGGAAUCAAUGUGCGAGAUGGAGAAGGAGUUAGUAACGACGAAGAUGAAGUGGGCAGAGAUCUCCGAGAACCACGAGACCCUGCGCCAAAAGUGGAGCGACCUACGCCGCGCCCUCGACUAA